CGCAACGUCGCAUAGCCACUACUAUGAUAACGCUGGGGGAAUUUGACACAAUUGCGCUUAUGUUUCUAUAUGCUCUUUGAAGAACUCGAGGUUAAAAAACGAUAAAAAGCUAACCUUGAAAUUAAUAUUUAAUCCUUGUGGAAAUAAUAAAAUAGAGAUUGGAAAAGGAUCAAUAAAGAUGCGUGAGACAGUUUUUCCUCCCCCUACAAUCUCCACAACACAGAAUGGGCUGGUCGGGGGAUCACGUGUUCCAGGUUUCCUGGGUGGAACAACCAGAGUGGGAGGGAGAGACUUUUAAGGACUAGAGUAGGGGUGGAAACCGGAAACAGUCGCUGAUGGAGCAAUGGCGAUCUUCAGUGUUUAUGUGGUGAACAAGGCUGGCGGCCUGAUCUACCAACUGGACAACUACGCGCCUCGAGCCGAGGCUGAGAAAACCUUCAGCUACCCACUGGACCUGCUACUGAAGCUACACGACGAGCGCGUUCUCGUUGCCUUUGGCCAGCGGGAUGGCAUCCGGGUGGGCCAUGCGGUUCUCUCUAUCAACGGCGUGGACGUGAAUGGCAAGUACACUGCAGAAGGGAAGGAGGUGCUGGAGUACUUGGGCAACCCGGCCAACUACCCCGUGUCCAUCCGCUUCGGCCGGCCGCGGCUCACGUCCAACGAGAAGCUGAUGCUGGCCUCCAUGUUCCACUCGCUGUUUGCCAUCGGCUCCCAGCUGUCUCCCGAGCUGGGGAGUUCCGGCAUCGAGAUGCUCGAGACCGACACCUUCAAACUGCACUGCUUCCAGACGCUCACAGGUAUCAAGUUUGUAGUACUGGCAGAUCCUCGACAAGGUGGAAUUGAUUCUCUCCUUCGAAAGAUCUAUGAGAUUUAUUCAGACUUUGCUCUCAAGAAUCCAUUCUACUCUUUGGAAAUGCCUAUCAGGUGUGAGCUGUUUGACCAGAAUCUGAAGCUAGCCCUGGAAGUGGCUGAGAAGGCUGGGACUUUUGGGCCAGGAUCAUAGGCCCUCCAGCAAAAAACAAAACUUGAGAUGGACUCAGCUAUUUUACUAGAGUGGAAAUCCAAAUACCCACGUUAGAGUACAUCAAGAAGAAUGGACUCUGAAGCGAGAGAGGGUUAUGUGGUAUCUUUAAAAACCAACUGUUCAGUAUGCCGUCUUCUCUUCCCUGUAUAUAAUGGUCCUACCUCCCUAAAGUUGUACAGAUCUAUUUAUGGAAGGAGUGAGACAUGAUUGAAAAUGCUAAUAAACAUUCCUGUGAACUCUGG
Molecule: messenger RNA, 1266 nt
Organism: Sarcophilus harrisii (Tasmanian devil)
Lineage: Eukaryota; Metazoa; Chordata; Mammalia; Dasyuromorphia; Dasyuridae
Gene: TRAPPC4
Product: trafficking protein particle complex 4
Exons: 5
Coding region: 344-1003 (219 amino acids)
Biological process (GO): endoplasmic reticulum to Golgi vesicle-mediated transport
Cellular component (GO): TRAPP complex
Source: RefSeq, a predicted model, not a curated record